GCGAAUUAAAAAUUUUCCAAAAAUAAGUGUUCAUAGCGGUUGCGCCGCGACACCAGCGAUUUUUUUUUUGCUAUCGCGGCACGAGUUGCGUGAUUUCAGUGCGAUCGCGAGUGCGAGUGAGGACCGCGUUUGCGACGCGAAUGAAGCAAGAAAGUGGACUUGGAUAGUGAUUCGUCUUUGUUGUAUAUAUUGUUGUCGAAGGACGUAGCGGAAUCUUGAUAAAAUUCUCUGCUUUACUGAAGUGAUGGAAAAAAUGCAGCUGUAGUUAUAAAGUUGUUGUAAAACAAGAGAAUUGGUUUCUAUAUUUAUGUUCUGGUGUUCUGUUCUGUAUCCAAAAGUAAAAAUUAUGGAAAAUUUGAUAUGAAUGUUUUGUUAUUGUACGACGGCACUGUCUGUAAUAGUAGUUUUUGUUGAAUAAAUGUUGCUAAAUUUACUCCGGAUUAAAUUAAUUCAGGAUUAAAUUAAUUAAGCCGUGAUAUUACGUUUGACGGUGUUGGAAUUUUGACGGCGUUGUCAAAACUCCAAAAAUGUUUAGAAUUUCGACAACGCUGUCAAAAUUCAAAAAUAAUUUCUAAAAUUUUACAAAUUCCAUUGGAAUUUCUGCAUUUCUCGAAAUUUUCAUGGCAUUUCUAAAUUCGCAGAAAUUUCAAACCGCAGAAAUUCUAAAAGCAGAUCGACGAGUUUACCCAAGAAGAUAUCAAAUAAAAAUAGUCGUACAGCAAUUUCGUUUCAUUUUGUAUUUAUUAAUCUGAAAAUUAUUUUAUUUUUUUUACAAUUUUUUCUAGGUUAAAACAAAAAUUUCGUGUAUAUAUUGUUAUACCGUUAUUGCCCGCUUUUGCCAAGGAUCAACCUCGUCAAAAUGUCAUGUAUUAUACAAUGUCUUCAAUAUCAAAAGGCGAUGGUUCCAUGUACGGUACAUUUGAAAAACAGGGUAUUAAACCAGAGGAAUAUAUCAGCUUCUUUGGAAUGCGUACUCAUGAUGUUUUAAUGGGCCGAUUGGUACUAUAUUAUUUCUAUUUUUAUAUAUUGUAA
Didymodactylos carnosus is the source of this 1032-nucleotide messenger RNA. The record is from the annotation of a GenBank genome assembly. Lineage: Eukaryota; Metazoa; Rotifera; Eurotatoria; Philodinida; Philodinidae.